This is a messenger RNA of Erinaceus europaeus (western European hedgehog), 2248 nucleotides long. RefSeq names its product myosin light chain kinase, smooth muscle-like. The record is from RefSeq and is a predicted model, not a curated record. The transcript has 5 exons. The coding region runs from base 67 to 1803 and encodes 578 amino acids. Lineage: Eukaryota; Metazoa; Chordata; Mammalia; Eulipotyphla; Erinaceidae. Gene Ontology annotation, cellular component: plasma membrane.
GGGAGGGGCAGGCACCCGGGCGGUUGGGUUCUCUGACAGUUGAGGCGGCGCCAAGCCAGAGUGAGCAUGGAGCGGGUGGAGGGCAGCCUGCUGACCAGAAACAGCCUGCAGAAUGUCAGCAGCAGCGGCUACCCCACCUACAGGCCAGUGCUCCCCAGCCGCGUGCAGCGCUUCUACUCCAUGAGUCCGCAGCAGCACCACCUGCAGGAGCGGACCCAGUUCUACGUGCGCGCCUGGUGCAUGGCGCUGCUGGCGCUGGCCCUGGUGCUGACGCUGGCCCUGUCCCCCCUGCACUGGGUGCGCUUCGUGCUGCAGGUGGACAAGAGGAAGCUGCUGGUCGGGCUGUGGGCCUCCUGCGACGGCGACGCCUGCUGGGACGGCAAGCCCAAGGCGCCCUACUAUCUGCAGCUGGCCCGAGCCUUCUACCUCGUGUCUGCCCUCUGCGUCAUCAACGCCAUCACCUGGUUCUGCUUCUGUCUGAGCAGGGAGCACCGAGACAAAGUCUGCAUAGACCUCUGCAUCUCCAUGUCCAGUUUCACUGCAGGCAUCUGCCUCAUCCUCUGCCUCGUCUUCUUCAUGCUCCAGGUGAAGCAGCAUGGCAAGCGCGUGGCCGAGCCCCACUUUCUGCUGCCCUACCGCCUGCACUGGUGGGGCUGCAUCUUCUACAUGGUGGUUGGCUUCAUCUGCGGACUCAAUUACCUGAGCACCCGGUUUGCUGCCACCAACCAGAGCGUCCUCAUGAUCCCCAUGUCCAGGGUGAGGAUGGGAGACUACUCCAUCAUUGAAGUGGGGACCCAGUGGGGCUCCUCGGCCCCCACAAGCCAGACCAAGGCGGGGCCUCAGCUCGGUGUCCAGAGAGACAUGGCCACGCAGACAGAGGUGGACACGCUGUCUGAGCCAGAGACCCCCAGAGCACUGGAGAUGGUAUCUGGACCAGAGACCCCCAGGCCACUGGAGAUGCAGGCCAGGCCAGAGACCCCCAGAGCACUGGAGAUGGUAUCCAGGCCAGAGACCCCCAGGCCACUGGAGAUGCAGGGCAGUACAGAGACCCCCAGAGCACUGGAGAUGGUAUCCGGGCCAGGGACCCCCAGGCCACUGGAGAUGCAGGCCAGGCCAGAGACCCCCAGAGCACUGGAGAUGGUAUCCGGGCCAGGGACCCCCAAGCCACUGGAGAUGCAGGCCAGGCCAGAGACCCCCAGAGCACUGGAGAUGGUAUCCAGGCCAGGGACCCCCAGGCCAUUGGAGAUGCAGGCCAGGCCAGAGACCCCCAGAGCACUGGAGAUGGUAUCCGGGCCAGGGACCCCCAGGCCAUUGGAGAUGCAGGCCAGGCCAGAGACCCCCAGAGCACUGGAGAUGGUAUCCAGGCCAGGGACCCCCAGGCCACUGGAGAUGCAGGGCAGUACAGAGACCCCUAGAGCACUGGAGAUGGUAUCCGGGCCAGAGACCCCCAAGCCACUGGAGAUGCAGGGCAGUACGGAGACCCCCAGAGCACUGGAGAUGGUAUCCAGGCCAGGGAUCCCCAGGCUACUGGAGAUGCAGGCCAGGCCAGAGACCCCCAGAGCACUGGAGAUGGUAUCCAGGCCAGGGACCCCCAGGCCAUUGGAGAUGCAGGGCAGUACAGAGACCCCCAGAGCACUGGAGAUGGUAUCCGGGCCAGAGACCCACAGAGCACUGGAGACGCUGGCCAGCCCGGAGACCCCCAGAGCACUGGAGAUGCAGUCCAGCUCAGAGACCCCCACGGCACUGGAGACGCAGGCCAGCCCAGAGAUCCCGGCUGGGCGCACACAUGCCAGCAAGCACUAGGAGUGGCUGGAGGGUGUCUGCGCCCAGGCCAGCGCCAGGCCCGGCAGAAGAAGCAGGCAGACAGCAUGAGGAGCAGCCAGCAGCCAGAGGCCCACAGGCGCCUGACAGUCACCAGAGGGACUUACCCUGAGACAGUGGUGCUGAGGACAGAGACUGAGGGGCAGGAUGAAGGGGCAGAAAUGCCCUGGAGUGCACCAGAGGAGGGUGGCAAAGCAACAAGGACCACCAGCCUCCCUCCAGGCUCUCCUCUGAGGCCCCGAGGUGUCCCGAGCCUCGGCGGGGAGCUGGGGAGGGCACAGACGUGUCUCGUGGGGCAUCUGCCGUGACAGCUUGCCCUGAUGGUGACAUCUGUGCCUCUGACGGUGACUGCUUAGGCAAAGGCUCUGGCCAUAGACCACCAACAGGCAAGGGGAUGGCACUGUGAUUAAAGCUCUCCAUGCCAGUA